Molecule: messenger RNA, 801 nt
Organism: Cladophialophora psammophila CBS 110553
Lineage: Eukaryota; Fungi; Ascomycota; Eurotiomycetes; Chaetothyriales; Herpotrichiellaceae
Exons: 3
Coding region: 1-801 (266 amino acids)
Source: RefSeq, a predicted model, not a curated record
AUGGCAACCGCUAUCACGCCCUCUCGAAUUUCGACAGCUUCGCUUACAGCCUCCUUGAAAACAACAAUCACUCGGCCGGCUGAGCUGAGAGCUCGUCAAAUUGACACGAUUUGUGGAUAUGCUUCUACAGCAGGUGUCACGUAUAGUCUGUACUGUCCAGACAACGUGCCUUGUGUCACAGACUCGGACACGUCCCCCGCCCUUGCCUACUGCUCUUACCCUGGAGCCCUCCCUAUAAGCACGGCAAUUGCGUAUGGGUAUUGGCCAGAUUAUGAUUGUGCUAUCACACCCUUGGCAGGGUAUAUGUGUUGUGGAGAUGUCCUGCCUAAUCCUGGAUACUACUACUGGGACUCCGGGGCCACCAUCGGAGCGGCUUGCAUGCCAGCCGGCGUCACCAGCAUGACCGCUGUGAAGGCGUUAGGCGUGGCCACAUCGAACCCGGCUUCCUCAGUUGAACAAGCUCCAACCACGACCCAGCCGCCGCAGCCCCCUCCUAGUGAGAGCGAUGGCCUCUCCACCACGGCGAAGAUAGGAACAGUGGUGGGCACCAUAAUUGGUUUCUUCUCCCUGGUAGUCACCAUCGUCAUUGGCAUUAUUGGUUGUAAGAAGAAGAGGGACAACACUACGUGGACCCAAGCUGCCAAAAGCACAAAGAUUAUUGGGUGCUGCAACAGCUCCCGUGCCGGAGACGACCACUCCAGAAAUUCACACGUUGAAUACGGCCCCGGAGACAACUACCACUACGACCGAGUGCCCGGACGUCAUUCGUAUCCAAUGAAAGGCUAUACCUACCAAGCGUAA